This is a messenger RNA of Bombina bombina (fire-bellied toad), 1901 nucleotides long. It is a transcript of the gene BSND, whose product is annotated as barttin CLCNK type accessory subunit beta. Bases 193 to 1083 code for a protein of 296 amino acids. Gene Ontology annotation, cellular component: basolateral plasma membrane. NCBI's taxonomy places the organism in Eukaryota, Metazoa, Chordata, Amphibia, Anura, Bombinatoridae. The record is from RefSeq and is a predicted model, not a curated record. Gene Ontology annotation, biological process: chloride transport. The transcript is spliced from 4 exons. Gene Ontology annotation, molecular function: chloride channel regulator activity.
UGUGCAGGAAAGGGCUGAGUCUGACUGUGGAAAACCACUAGUUGUACGUUAGAAAUUAACUGACAAGUAGAAAGUGCAGCACAUAAGCUACUCAUCCCUCUGCUGAUGCUGUGACAGGUCUAGGUGCCCACCUGUUCCCCAGCUCACCUGCAUGUGUCCCCUUAACCCCACUCAGCACUCGUACCAGGAGACAUGGCUGAGGAUAAGACAUUCCGAUACGGGCUCAUUGUCCUGGGAUUCUUCCUGGUGAUGAUAGGCAUGUUUAUUAUGAGCGUGGAUAAGCCUCAGGUGUAUAUAACGUUCGCUUCCAUGGGAGUUUUCAUGAUUGGUGUUGGCAUCACCUGGAGCAUCUGUCAGUGUUACCCCAAGAUAAAUUUCAUUCCUGUUGAUCUGGAAGCGGAGCCGUUAACAGAGAAGUCUACAAGGACCACAGAUGGUGCUUCUCCAGGAAAGCUGGGUUCCAGUACCCCUUACACCAGCAGUAAGGAUGCAGAGCGUUUUGAAGCUACUUUGCCAACCUACGAGCAGAUUCAGAUAAAGGUGGAGGAGCCUGGGGAGGCAAAAGGAAAUCUAUCAACCAACCCCUUCCUGCAGCCAAUGGUAGUGGAUCUUUCUCAGCCAACGGUAAAAGCUGCUGUAGAAAUUCACAAUGAGAAGCAAAGAGCCAGCGCUGGGACAGAAAAAACACCCUGCCAAUCUGAUGUCCAGGCACCUCUUGCCACGUUGAAGGAAGAUACGGACACAACAUCCUCCUACACGUCCAGUAAUAGUCACGGGUCUAUGCAGAGCUGGGAUAUUGGACAGAAUGCGCUACCUGGCAAAAAUGAUUCAAAAGUAAAUUUAGGAAUGACUCCUUCUUAUGGAGAAAUUACACUUAUUGAUUCUCCUCUUAAUGAAGAAAUAUGUGGAAGUCUAGAUAAACAGAUAAUUCUUCCAAGUCUGGAACCCAACACUGACACCAUCCGGCCAGAAUUCUUUUUUUCUGAUGAGGCACAAGAACCAGAUGUAGAUGAUCUGUAUUAUGGGUUGAAAGAUGAGCCGGAUACUUUAAUGAAUGGGGAUGAAUCAGACUUUGAACAAUAAUACAGUGUAAAUCAAGUACACUAGAAAUUAUUUCACAUUUAAAGUUAACAAACUACUUUACUUUCACUGUAUGGGCGUUCACAUGGGGUUAUAAGAAGCUGUAAAUGCCUCCAGACUUGGGCACAUGUCUAGAGUCUUAUCAGAGGUCAGGUCUUGAAAGACCUCUUAUCCGUUCACUACUGAGAGGAGCAUGUGACCUGUCUUUGAAAAAGUGGAGAAUUGCCCUUCAAAGUGUUUACAGGACCCUCAAGAUAACAGGCGGUCCAUGUAACCCAUCAUUCACAAGAUUUAGCUAAAUAAAAGGUUUAUUUCUUCAGCAAAAUCUAAAUCAACAAAUCCAAAAGAUCCGUAAUGUAAAAGAGAAAAGGCUCCUCUUUCAACUGAGAGGUCACAUGACUCUAAAUAUCAUAUGAUCGAUGGCAAAAUUGUGAAUAUUUCAUCCUCUAAAAACUAGGUCCAGAGAAAUAAAAUUAAAACACAGUUGAGACUAUUAUUAUUAUUAUUAUAAGAAGCAGAGUUCUGCAAAUGAUGGGUCUGAUUUCAUAUGGUAGUCACAUGACUCUAGAUAUCAUAUGUUUGUCACAUGACCCUCUAAAUGCAAUGUGGUUCAUGAAAAAAGGAUAAUUAGUUAUCUUGCUGGAUAAUAGCUCUAGAGUUGAAGAAUGUUAUGUGUGUUAAAACUAUAAAUAUAAUUGAAUUUGUUUGUCUACAUUUAUAUUAUUAUGUUUAUGACAUUUUAUCUUUUAGCCCCCUCAAUUUUAUUUUUGCUGACACUCGUGCAUCAUUACCAUUAAACUGAAAGAAAAAAUGAAGAUAAA